AUGGCAAGCGGAACUCCUGGCCAUACCCAGCCGGGAAUUUCGCAUGGUUCUCAGAAAAAGAGAGAUCGCGACCUCUAUGCCGACAGCGACGACGAUGAGGAUUUUAUCAGUGCCAAGCGACAGCGAAGUCUGAUUGUCUCUUCCGGCUCGAAGCAUGUCAGAAUUCGCUAUGGCGUUGACGAAAUCAAGGGUGCUCUUCGUGGAGAGCUAUUGUCUACCCCGGCCAUGCAGCCGCUUGUCCAGGAGCUCAUCGGAGAGAUGCUUGAGAUCACCCAGACAGAGAGACGUGUCUUGUGCGAAAACACUUUCUAUGCGCGUACCAAGGCUGCUAUGAAGAACCAGCAGGCCGAUGAGCUUAUUGAUCUUAAGCGCUAUCUUCUCGCAGAGACCUUCAUUCGCAUCGACAGCUGGUCUUUUAGCGCCCUGCGUGAGUGGUUCGACUUAGUCCACAGACUUGGCCUUGAGAGAGAGUUUCGAGACGUGUAUUGGGAGGACAACCAGCGUGCCUACAGUGUUCAGAUCGCCAAGCUUGCCAGCCAUGUGAGCCCUCCCAAGAUCCCUCGCAACAGGGACAACCACGUGCGCCUGUCUGCUGAAUACGGAAGCAACGCCAAGGACAUUGUCUCCCGCUCCGUCUUCGUCAAGGGCCGGGGCCAUCCCAUCAUUCGGAGCGCUGUUGCUAUCAUGGUUUUGGCGGGACAAGAGAACCCUGAGAACAAGGACAAUCGCCUAGAGAACAUUGCCAGAAUCUCUCAGAUUUGGGCCGCAUGGUGCAUUGCGAAGCACGGCGAAGAUGAGACCGAGCGGCAGUUCCUUGCCGCACUCAUUCACGACCGCUAUCGAGAGAACGACUUCAUCAAAACUUGCUUUUUUUAUGUCCGAGAGGAACUGGAGAAGUUGGCAAUCAAAGUCGACAAGGACGAGUUCAAGAGGUGGCAGAGAAUGCACUGGAGAUGCCAUCUCAUCUCCAUGUCCGAGUACCGAAGCCGACCAGUGGCUCUCAGGAUCAACGAGGUGCCCAGCAAGGAUGCACGCAAGGCGUCGGUCUCUCGUGACGAUGAGAGCAGCCUCAAUGCUGCCAUUGGAUCCAUCAAGCUGAAGGCGACCACGAAGAAGGCUGCUACGGCCAUCGCCAAGAACCUCCAAGCCCAGGAGUCGCCCGUCGAGACUGACAAGAAACCCGUCGUUCGAAAGAAGCUGAAGGUGGUUUCCAAGAUUCAACCUGAGGAGACCUCCCAGUCCAAUUCCCAGGCCCCGGUAGCUUCGAUCGCUCCGCAGGUUCAACUCCCGCCGCAAUUUCUCCCUCAGUCCUCAUCUACGACCGCCUCCCCAUCGCCGCUGCCUUCGCCAGGCCCCUUCUUGGGCCUUACCCACACCCAAAUUAACGGAAUGCUUGGUUUCCUCAUGAAGGUGUUCAAUGCUUCUGAGAGCAAUGAGGGGGUGAAUGAGAAGCAGUGCGCGGUGGACCACCAAGCCGUUCCGACGAAGCUAGACGAAGACGUCCUUGAGAGAAUCAGCGCCUUGGAGGAUAGACUCAACGCGUUUUCAGAGUUCUCUGAGAACAUCAUCGAUGCCGUUCAGACGCUUGGUGACCGCCAUGCUCACUUGGAUGAUACCCAGAAGUCGAUGGACAAGAAACAGAAUGGCAUGCAGGAGUCUACGGACAACGAGUUUCGCUCCAUUACUAAGAAGCAGACGGCCCUGGCUCAGAGACAGUCGUCGAUGGACGGUGAGCUUGAAGCCUUGACUCGCAGGCAGGUUGGAACCCACGAUGAACUUGAAACCGUCGCGGAUAGACUAGCUUCCCUGGAGUCAAUCACAAAGCAGAGACUCACGGAGCAGGAUAGAAGCCUGAAGCAGCGAAUCUUUGAACAAGAACGAACCAUCAACCAGCUUCAGCAAGAUGUCGAUCUUUUGAUAGAAAAGCAGAACCCAAACCCCCGCAAGCGCCCUUUCGACUCUCCUCGCAACGAGUCUCCUCACGCUCCUAAGGGUCCGUCAGCUAUGAUGAGACAGGGCCCGGGAUACCACGAGAAGACUUCCAAGAGAUUCGACCGACGCUGA
Molecule: messenger RNA, 2064 nt
Organism: Colletotrichum aenigma
Lineage: Eukaryota; Fungi; Ascomycota; Sordariomycetes; Glomerellales; Glomerellaceae
Exons: 1
Coding region: 1-2064 (687 amino acids)
Source: RefSeq, a predicted model, not a curated record